Messenger RNA from Chilo suppressalis (striped riceborer), 2928 nucleotides. Lineage: Eukaryota; Metazoa; Arthropoda; Insecta; Lepidoptera; Crambidae. The record is from the annotation of a GenBank genome assembly.
UUGACGUUUCACAAGUUGCGUUCAGAACGAUUUAAUUUCUCUGAUAAAAUAUUUUUUAUUUAGCGAAAUAAAUGCUUUUAUUUACAAUUUAAUAUUCUAAGGGAUACAUUAGGCUUCCUUUUUUACAUAUUUAAUCAAUUUGUCUUCGAUAUUAUACAGAAAACGUCGGAAAUAAAUUCAGCAAAUGUAGUAGCUGCAGGCAUUACCAAAUAUGGAGUUCGCUCGUUUUCCCAACCGUCCUCCCUUCGAUCCUUAGUAGCUCUCGGUUUUAUUUUCUAUUAUUUAUCGAGUUCAUUUCAAAUGUUUUCAUUGCAUUUUCUAGUAUAAUAAUUAUAAAUUCUUCCUAUAAUAAAAAAUGUCGUUUAGAGUUGUGCGUAGUUCAAAGUUCCGCCACGUUUACGGACAGGCUCUUAAAAGGGAACAGUGUUAUGAUAAUAUCAGAGUAUCAAAAAGUUCAUGGGAUUCUACAUUUUGUGCUGUGAACCCGAAGUUUCUGGCUAUUAUCGUCGAGUCUGCUGGAGGAGGAGCCUUUAUAGUACUACCACACAAUAAGGUUGGACGGAUACCAGCGGACCAUCCGCUGGUGGGCGGCCAUAAAGGGCCGGUGCUGGACAUCGCGUGGUGCCCGCACAACGACAACGUCAUCGCCAGCGGCUCCGAGGACUGCGUCGUCAAGGUUUGGCAGAUCCCCGAUGGCGGCCUGUCUCGCACAUUAACGGAACCCGUGGUGGACCUGGUGUUCCACCAGCGGCGCGUGGGGCUCGUACUGUGGCACCCCACCGCGCAAAACGUGCUGCUCACCGCCGGCUCCGACAACCAGAUAGCGAUAUGGAACGUGGGCACGGGCGAGGUGCUGCUGACACUGGACUGCCAUCCCGACCUGAUCUACUCCGCGUGCUGGAACUGGACCGGCUCCAAGCUUCUCACCACCUGCCGGGACAAGAAGAUCAGGAUCAUCGACCCCCGUAAGGGCGAGGUGGAGUCGGAGGCCAUAGCGCACGAGGGCAGUAAAGCAUCGAGGGCCAUAUUCCUCAAACAUGGUCUAGUUUUCACAACAGGGUUCAGCCGGAUGUCCGAGCGUCAAUACACUCUUCGUACUCCGGACGCUUUGAACGAACCAAUAGUGACCGUCGAGAUCGAUACCAGCAACGGGGUCAUGUUCCCCCUCUACGACCCCGACACCAACCUCGUGUACCUCUGCGGGAAGGGGGACUCGGUCAUACGAUACUUCGAGGUGACACCAGAACCACCUUUCGUCCAUUACAUCAACACCUUCCAGACGCCAGACCCUCAAAGAGGUAUCGGCAUGAUGCCGAAGCGAGGAUGCGACGUGGCGACGUGUGAGAUAGCAAAGUUCUACCGCCUCAACAACUCCGGACUCUGCCAGGUGGUGUCAAUGACCGUUCCCCGUAAAUCGGAACUAUUCCAAGAGGACUUAUACCCGGAUACUCUCAGUGACGAGGCGUCGCUCACAGCCGACGAGUGGCUCGCGGGCGAAGACGCCGAGCCCUGCACCAUGUCGCUCAAGGAGCGUGCUUUGGUUGUGCAGGGCGGUUACGUAUCCGGGAGGGCGGCUCAACAGCUGCACGUGACGAAGAAGGCGAAUGCUCUCGCCGGCGCCAAGGAAAGGGACAAGGAUAGGUCUCCCACCCCCGCCCACAGGCGGGACGACAGCCACGCGGGCACGCCGGCCUCGGCCACGCCUCCCCCGCCCGUCACUGCGGCCAUCGAGAAACAACUGUCUGACCUGGUGGACGAGAUUCGCAAGCUGAAGUCGGUGAUAGUGAAACAGGAGAACCGCAUCCGAGCCCUCGAAGCCGCCGCCAGGCCCCGCACCCCGCCCCCAGCCCCAGCCCCAGCCCCAGCCCCCGCCCCAGCAUCGCCCAAUCACCACGAAGAGAACAUGGCGCCCGACGAGAGCCAGCAUGAAGAAAAAAUGGCGGCCGACGAGGUCUGACGGAACUAAAUUAUCUAUUCACCCACGCUUUCUUACCGGAACAUUAACUCAAUACCUUCUGUAAUUUUGCAAAACGACUUCUUUGUACCUUCAUCUGUUUACAAAGAUUAUAAUUUCUGACCACACUAUCGUAAUUAUGUACCUUCCACUCGUACAUUAUGUUAAGAUCAUGACCCGCAGAACCAUCACGAGGAAAAUAUGGCGCCCGAAUAGGUUUGACAUGAGUAAAUCACCUCGUCUUACCCACACAAUAUUUGUCAUUUAAAUUUCUCAUCACACCAUAUCAUUUAACAGUGUCUUUGUGAUGGUUAAAAUCCUAUUAAUACCUUCGAUCACUGUUGCUCUCGAUAUUAUUGUAUCCCAAACGUUUUGAACAAUAUAUUCUUUAGCGAUUAUGGGUUUAUUUCUUUUAAAAACCGUGUGCACAAAUAAAUAUAUACCUGUUUGUUCACUUUGUGAGACAAUACAAAUCAAUGUUCAGCUAUAAUAAUUGUAUUCAGCUGUUGCUGAUAUAAUAACGAAACUUGCAAUAUUUUUGUAUUCUUAGCUAAUAAUUGAAUCAACUGAAGUGUCAAAAUACGACUUGUGCCUUUGUAAAUAGUACAGGGACUAGAAAGAAAUUGUCUUGAAAAUAUUUUAUCGAAAAAAGUUUGUUAUAUGAGAUGAUUCAGGUUGGACUCCAAACUUGUAUGUAUAGUGACGAAUUUGAUGUGCAAUUUUUUAUCUCUUGUCCCACACCGGGAGCGAAACGAACUGGCUAAGCGAAGCUAAAAAAUGUAGCAAGCAAAUAAAGAUUCAUAGAUAAUCAUAGAGGGGCGAGGUUUUACUUCGCUGCGUUCGUCGUGCAAGGGCGGAUCCAGCUUUGUCGCCAGGGGGGAGUCAUAUAGUCGUGGUCAAGUCACAGUGGGUACAGAUUGUGAAGUGGGUACAGAUGGACCCAGGAUCCAGAGGGGGGGGUCAUGACCCCCCCC